CUCCCCCCUUAGGGGGGAAUUUUCCCCCUCCCGGGACCACUCGUAGAGUGAGACCUAUGCCCCCGUGGAUGGACAAAGACAAUGAGAAUGGUGAACUAAAGUAUUUGGUGCUUCAAAUGGCAAAUGAUUCUGUCUUGCCCGUAAACCCGUUCAUCGUAGGUAAAACCAUCAAGGACGCCGUUGGCAGUGAUCUUAGUGAGUUUGGCCGUAAAAUCGACAGUGGAAAGAAGCUUUUGCUGAAAACUAGGAACCAAAGCCACUUCGAGAAGCUUCAAAAAAUUACAAAGUUAAUCGAUGGAACCCUUGUGAAAGUUGCUCCUCAUGUGACCCUCAAUAGUGUUCAGUGUGUAAUUUUUGCCCCGGAUCUAAAAGGAUUAAGUGAUGAAGAUAUUCUGGAGAACUUGAGUGACCAAAAAGUAAUGAAUGUUCGGCGUUUUACGCGUAAAGUGAAUGGUGAAAUUGUACCAACAAAUAUUUUUCUGCUUCGAAUCAAUGCUACCUCCAUUCCGGAGUUUAUUCGCCUUGGUGCUUUACAAGUAAAAACAAGAGCCUAUUACCCGAAACCAAUGCAGUGUUUUAAGUGUGGACAGUUUGGACAUACACAGAUUCACUGUAAACUGUCGCCUACCUGCACUAACUGUGGUACCCCUGCGCAUGGAGAGUGCACCGUAGAUCCCGUGUGCAUAAACUGCAAGGACAACCACAGCACCACGUCUCGUACCUGUCCCCGCUACAUUCAAGAAGAACAGGUCAUCAAGUACAAGAUCGACAACAACUGUUCUUACGGUGAGGCACGUAAAGUUCUGCUUAAUGCUACCCAUUCCACAAAUUCUAGUCCCAUUCAAAACCGCAUCACAUACGCACAACAGACACACACAGUAGAUGAAAAAGACACCCAAAUUGAAGAACUCAAGAAAAAGAAUGAAUCUCUAGAAAAAUGA
Molecule: messenger RNA, 941 nt
Organism: Anopheles arabiensis
Lineage: Eukaryota; Metazoa; Arthropoda; Insecta; Diptera; Culicidae
Exons: 1
Coding region: 57-941 (294 amino acids)
Molecular function (GO): nucleic acid binding; zinc ion binding
Source: RefSeq, a predicted model, not a curated record